Messenger RNA from Sclerotinia trifoliorum, 2032 nucleotides. NCBI's taxonomy places the organism in Eukaryota, Fungi, Ascomycota, Leotiomycetes, Helotiales, Sclerotiniaceae. The record is from the annotation of a GenBank genome assembly.
CAUCCUUCACAUCCAAUACACAGAGCAAGAUUACCUAGCUGCUCUUCGAGAGCUGCCCUUUUUUUUCGGAUACGAAUCAAGAAACACCCUCCAGAGAUCUACACUCGAUCUUAACGAUCCCUUCUCUGCGUAGCAGACAAGCGAUUCAGGAUAAGCUACUCUUCUUAGCUAUCUUGCAUCCUGUAAAUAGGAAUCUUUACGAGACAAUCAAUAUCGGUGGCUCCCUUUAGUGCUAGCUACCUCUUCAAUACGCAUUUAAGACAACGGUAUUCUCCAAGCUGCCAUAUUUGCCCUCGUUAGCAGUUUUACAGACAUUGAAAAAGCGACUUCCACCCCUCAGUGCAAUUAGUGGCCUAAUCUAGAUAUUCCAAUACUGUACUGCCUCACUUUCACCCAGCCACGGCUCUUCUGUUCGGAGAAUUCCUCGGGAAAUACCCCCUACGUACGCCAAUAUACAGCAAAUCGAUUCCCUCCUUCUUAACUGGCAGUCAAUCAUCAUACUCGACCUGUCAACUGCUUUGCACGCAUUUUACCAAGUGUUUUAUUCACACUAUCACUGUUAUUCAAGUUAAAUUCAAUGGAAGAGUUAUCUGACGCGUCGACUCACAAUGUUCAUACUCAAAGUACAAAUACUAGUGAUGUCCAGGUUACUGAUUUAUCUGCUGGCCAAGGCCCAGACAACAAAUCCCAAAUCAGUGUAGAGAUCGAUCAAAGUGUCGGUCGAUCCGAAGCCGAAGCUGGAGCCCUCAAUGAAGUAUCUAAUGCAGUCGGUGGACUUACUGCUACGACUGACCGUAUACCAGACCCUUACAUCCUGUCCCAAAUCUCCCUCCAAAACCUUGGAAAGUCUCCUUCAACCCCGAGCUGCUCUAAUAGCAUACCCCAACGUCAUUUGCUAGCAGCUGGCACAAAAUCUAAGGAAGAAUUCAACACCUUCACGAUGUUUCCGCAUCUACCCUUAGAGAUCCAGCGACUUAUAUGGAAAAAGUCCUUGCCGGGCCCGAAAAUUCUCCUUAUAAAGCCUCUCAUACCCGAUCAAUUGGUACACAAUAGUUACCACACAAAUUAUAGUAUGCCGAGUUCGAUUGUAGUGAACAAGGAAGCCUUCGAAGGUAGGAUUCCUCUUUUGCACUUUGACUCAAACCUUGCGCCGCAAAAAUCCUGACCUCAAAAGACUCUGGUGUGAUGUUGGCAUUAGUUCUUUCAAUUAUCUUACGUCCGUUCUUUUGAAAGCCUGCUUAUAAAUGCUAACAUCAAUCCCAAUCAGUGUUUUCGAAGGAAUCUGUAUUGCUAAGAAGUAGCUUCAUCUGUCAAGAGACCCCAAAUCGAUGCUUCCAAAGCAAGAUUGUAUUAGACUUCAAAAUCGACUCCAUCUAUAUUGAUUUCACGGACCAGCCACGUAGCUAUCUCUUUCACCGUACGCCAGUUCCCAAUCAUAUCAUCAACCAAGUUUGGUCUGGAGGCUGCGCCGCCGCAAUAUCACACCUCAUCAUCCCGCUCCCUGCAAGAAUCUCCAUCGGCCUCAACGAUCGAAGCUUUUUGAAAUAUGUCAAGGGAAUUAUAUGGUUCCACCGAAAUAUCCGCCACUUGACCUUCAUCCUCGCAGACGAAACACGAAAUCUGCCGUGCGCGAAGAGGGAUAUUGUAUUAGUGGAUCCAAUCUCUAUUGACUAUGCUCUUAAUCUAUUCGAGUGCGAUCCUAGAGAUGUCCCGUGUGAAGAUAUCUUGAAACAUGCAUCUGCAACUCCAGCCAUUCAAAAAUUUGAUUUUAAUGUUUUGAAAAAAAUAAGCUUUCCGCGGUCGGCUCCGCAUGUUCUUCGGUUUGUUCUCCCGGAAGAUUUGGUGGUUGAUUUUAAGAUUGUGGUCUUGAGGGCGAAGACGGAGGAAUUAGCGAGGAGAAAGAAGAGAUUCUAUGCGUUGAAGGAAUUAAUUGCUCAGAAUAAGGAUUUGCAUUGACAAGGUGUGGUAUGUCAGGGGUUCGUUGGAGGUAAAUAGUUGGUAGUUGUGAUGGAGUUAUUUCUUUGGAGCUCCA